Molecule: messenger RNA, 1837 nt
Organism: Drosophila busckii
Lineage: Eukaryota; Metazoa; Arthropoda; Insecta; Diptera; Drosophilidae
Exons: 5
Coding region: 14-1753 (579 amino acids)
Source: RefSeq, a predicted model, not a curated record
UUGCUUAUUGUGUAUGUCUUUUUCUAAUUUAUUUUUAUUUUUUAUGGAAUUCUCUCAUCUGUUCAUAGGUUGCGGUGGCGGAGGGAGAAAUCGCAGACCACAAAACGAGCAAACCGCGCACGUCGACGUUUGUUUAGCAACUAAUGUCGUUAUUCUCCAAGCCAGGUUUUGUUGGAGCCAGCUUAUGUACAGAGUGCGAGAAACGUAUUCGAGUUACAUAUAUACAAACCGUAGAAAAAUGUUAUCGGAGGCAUCAACUGUUGCAACAACAAGUGAAGAUACACGGCGAGAUGGUGAUGCUGACUCACAUGCUUCCACAGAGACUUUGGCGGACCACAUAUCCAUAACAAUAGAUGGUGAAAAACAUUGGGUGUCUGGCGUGGAUGCAAGCACCACCUGUGCAGAUUUGGUUUGUGCGCUACUUAGUUACCAGCAGCAACCUCAGGCAGUAUCAACAGCAGCAGCAAGUGUAGCUGACGGUCUGACUAGACCAAAGAUCACCAAAGACCUGGAACAGUUCAAAGAGUUGAGUAAAUUACACGAUCAUGUGAUUGUCAAGCAGCUACGCAACUGUCACCUCGAAGAGUAUUUGGAUGGCAGCUGUCGUAUACUCGAUGUCGUACCGCCAGCAGAUACUGCUGCUCGAAAACAGUGUGAGCUGCAAUUGCGUAAUCUCGUCAGAUCGUCGUCUAGAGCAUCCAAUCAACAACAACAGCAGCAGCAGUUGUUCUCCAUGCUUUCAAUCUCCACGGAUAAGGACAGCGGCAUGGGCAGUCCGGUGGGUAGUUCACGCAGUGAACGAUUUCGCCGGCGGCGUCUUAAACAAAAAUCCCUGCUGACUACAACAGCAAAUGAAGUAAAGCAGCCGAAAGAAGCGCAUUCAAAUUCAAAUGAUCGUCUCAUGCAUAUAAUAUUGGCCCAAGAUGCAACAAUAAACAGGCAAAUGUAUUUGCUAAAUGAAAAGGAGCAGCAGAUACUGAAAAUUGAGCAUGCGCAGCAUCGUGUGCGUGAACAAGAGCUGGGGAAAAACUAUCUUUUGGAUGCGUACCUAAAUGCACUACCAGAAGCAACUCCAUGCCAGCAGGAUAUAAGUCUGGUCAAGGACAAGGAAUCAUCGAACAGCUGUGACCAUCCAAGCGAAGAACUGCAAAUAUGUUGGCUCGAAAAGGUUUAUGCAUUGAAUAAGCAGCUGCAACGCGAGGAGGAGCAACUUUUGCGCUUACAUGGAAAAGUACGCAAGCAACAGGUGCGCUACGCUUAUCAAACCAAGGACGAUGUCUUGCAACAAAUCGAUAGACUCGACUCGGAGUUGACCGCCCAAGUUGCUGACAUCUUUCGCGUUGAGCGUCAACUACUUAUGGCCAAUGAGCAGCUAAAAGCAAAACUUGGCGUGCUGGAGUGUUUGGGACUAGAGUUUGAAGCGCCAGCUUUACUGCAGUUGCAAAACGGUGAAGUCGAGGCAAAUCGGUCGCAUCAACCAAUUACUUCCAAUUUGGGUGAAGAUUGUGUGCAAAAUUUACGUUUAACAAUAGAAAAGCCGGCGUGUUUCGAUCCUGAUCCCGAUGUGAAGCAACUGCUUAAAAAGAACUCCAAUGAGCAAGUCCUAGCUGGCACUAAGCAGCUGGACAAGCAAAUGUUUAGCUCGCAUAAGGUAAGCUUCAUAUCAAAUACAGUUCAAGCCAGAAAUUCCAAUACUCAGAAUCGGUUAACGUCUGCAUUAACCAACAUUCAACACUUAGGCACUCUUGUUUGACUUGAUUUUUCAUUUCAUUUAACAAAUAUGUGUAAUUUUAUAUUCGCAUUUGCAUAUACAUACAUUAUAAAUUUGACUCAAUAU